Scophthalmus maximus (turbot) is the source of this 4707-nucleotide messenger RNA. RefSeq names its product transmembrane anterior posterior transformation 1a (gene tapt1a). Gene Ontology annotation, biological process: positive regulation of cilium assembly; maintenance of protein localization in endoplasmic reticulum. The coding region runs from base 103 to 1911 and encodes 602 amino acids. The record is from RefSeq and is a predicted model, not a curated record. Gene Ontology annotation, cellular component: endoplasmic reticulum membrane; ciliary basal body. The transcript is spliced from 14 exons. Lineage: Eukaryota; Metazoa; Chordata; Actinopteri; Pleuronectiformes; Scophthalmidae.
GUCGUUUAGUCCCCACCUGACGAGCUCCUGACCGAUGACGUAGCACAGAGCGACGGUGACGCGACGCGACGCGACGCAGCAGCGGCAGCGACCACAGUAAAGAUGGCGGACAUGUCGGACGCCGAACGGCUGUCAGAGGAGAGAGAAGCCGACACAGAGCUCAGGAAACGACAAAAACGACCGUGGGAGGAUUUGCACAAGUCGGCCAAGAUCGCCAUGAGUCCCGGGCUGCCGGAGACGUUGGGAGUCUACGACAUAAGCGCUGUCAGGCGGCGGGAACAGCGGGAGCUCUCGGCAGAUCCGUCGUUCACACACUUCAUCUGCACAGAGCUCACCAGAGGGUACUUCCUGGAGCACAAUGAGGCAAAGUACACGGAGCGCCGAGAGAGGGUUUACACAUGCAUGCGUAUUCCCAAGGAACUGGAGAAGCUGAUGACCUUUGGCUUCUUCCUGUGCGUGGACGCCUUCCUGUACGUCUUCACCCUGCUGCCCCUCAGGGUGCUGCUGGCCCUGCUCCGCCUCCUCACGCUGCCAUGCUGUGGCUUCAGCGGGUCGCGACUGCUGCAGCCAGCGCAGGUGUGCGACGUGCUGAAGGGCCUGAUCCUGGUGCUUUGCUUCUCCAUGAUGCACUACGUCGACUACUCCAUGAUGUACCACCUGAUCAGAGGACAGUCCGUCAUCAAACUCUACAUCAUCUACAACAUGCUGGAGGUGGCAGACCGCCUCUUCUCCUCCUUUGGUCAAGAUAUCCUGGAUGCUCUCUACUGGACGGCCACAGAACCCAAAGAACGGAAAAGAGACAGUAUAGGCGUCAUCCCUCACUUCUUCAUGGCCGUCUUUUAUGUCUUCCUCCAUGCCAUCCUCAUCAUGGUCCAAGCCUCCACCCUCAACGUCGCCUUCAACUCCCACAACAAGUCCCUGCUCACCAUCAUGAUGUCCAACAACUUCGUGGAGAUCAAAGGAAGUGUGUUCAAGAAAUUUGAAAAGAACAACUUGUUCCAAAUGUCCAACAGUGAUAUCAAAGAGCGGUUCACCAGCUACGUCCUCCUGAUCAUCGUCUGUCUCAGGAAUAUGGAGCAAUUCUCAUGGAACCCAGACCACCUGUGGGUGCUGUUCCCCGACGUCUUCAUGGUCGUCACCUCGGAAGUCGCCGUCGACAUUAUCAAACACGCUUUCAUCACAAAGUUCAACGACAUCACCGCAGAUGUGUACAGUGAAUACAGAGCCAGUUUGGCCUUUGACCUCGUCAGCAGUCGACAGAAGAAUGCCUGCACGGACUACAGUGACUCAGUGGCUCGGAGGAUGGGCUUCAUCCCUCUGCCUUUGGCUGUUCUGCUCAUCCGAGUGGUGAUGACUUCAGUGAAGGUGCAGGGAGCCCUGUCGUACACGUGUGUGUUCCUCUGUUAUCUCGGGCUGGUUACACUUAAAGUGUUGAACAGCAUCGUGCUCCUGGGGAAGUCGUGUGUCUACGUCAAGAGGGCCAACAUGGAGGACAAACUGUUCGAGAAGCCCUCCACCUCCGCGUCUUCCUCUGCAAAGACACCCAGCAAAGCUGACCAGGCCAGAUGUCCCACGCCUUCAGGUGAUUCCAACGCGGAUCAAGUCCCCGCCACGCCCUGCAGCCCACCGUCCUCCUCCUCUCCCUCCUCUCCCUCCUCUGUGACCGCCCAGCCGACUCCCAGGACUGACCUGUUUCCUCCCCCGCCGCCCGCCGCCGCCGCCUCACCUGCCGCACCGGCGAGCCGUCCUCCAUCCCCGCCGCCGGCUGAGCCGGAGCAACCCGCGGCCUUGCUCUCCAAAGAGGAGGAGGAAGGGGAGGCGCCAGAAGCCGACGAGGUGAAGCACAGGACUCCCAAAAAAGACCUGCUGGAGAUCGACCGCUUCACAAUCUGCGGCAACCGCAUCGACUGAGCAGCAGCGGCAGUGAUUAACCACUCAGGAAAGACAGACAGCAGAGGCCUGUCGGCCCUCCAGGCCAACAGCUGUAGAAAGCUGAGUAUUUAUCAAAGUCGGCGGCGAUACAGUAAGUUAAUGUGAACAGGGACGCAGCCCGAGACCAUCCUGCUUUUGUUGAAGCCUGAAGCCGAGAAGUUUGACAACGAAAAAGCUUCAGCAGGAUUUAACAGCAGGAGACGGUGUGAGUCGCCAGGAGUGUGUGUGUGUGUGUGUGUGUGUGUGUGUGUGUGUGUGUGUGUGUGUGUGUGUGUGUGUGUGUGUGUGUGUGUGUGUGUGUGUGUGUGUGUGUGUGUGUGUGUGUGUGUGUGUGUGUGUGUGUGUGUGUGUGUGUGUGUGUGUGUGGAGGUGUCAGGAUGGUUCAGUAUUCAGAGUGAGAGCGUGUGAUGCAGGGUACGUGUGAGAACACAAGCACUUCCCGUGUGAGCAGCACUGGGACCAGCAGGAGAGAAGGUUCUCAGUUUGCUCAGCAGCCAGACAACGGAAUCACUUCCAAAUUGCUACCUUCAAGCUAUAAACGUCAUUUAUAAACACUUUUAUAUUUUCCCCUUUUCCUCUAAAAGGCUUGAUAAAAUCUAACAUCAGCCCAAUUUACGAGACAAACAACUCUGAUCUGAUUUAUGUUCGCGAUUCAACCAAAAACUGUAGAUCUAUACCUUGUUAGAAUGUGGAAAGGCUUCACAGAGGUUCUUCCAAAAAGGUACUUAAGGUCACAAGAAAGAUACAUUUGUAAAGUCAUGGGGUGAUUACAAUUUUUUUUUCACCAGUUUCCUUCUAAUUCCUUGGAUAAUUUUAUCUUUUUGAGGUCUCUGAAAAAUGAAAACAGAAAACAAGAAAAAAAAUAUUUUUAGGCUGAAUUGGUCACAUGUUCACAUACAACUGGAAAUGAGCAGUUGGUCACGUACAUUGUUUUGUUUUUUUCAAAAGUACCUUAGCUUAAAGUUCUUUUUUUGGUCGCUGUCUUUUGAACACUGCAACAAACAGUCGCACACUGUUGAUAUUGGAGUCGACGCAUCUCCGAUCGUUUCACUCGCGGCUCAGUUCAAGCCAAAAUGAAAGUUUAUACCUCAGUUGGAAAAGAACUGUGACUCUUAAAAGUGGAGCAUUUCAUUUACAAAGCCGACAGUUAGUCAUUUGCAUUGUCAACAACUGAGAAACCUUUUAAGAUAAUCGUGAGGUCCCUCUCGUCACCUUGUCCCCGACGACUAAUAUUCCAUAUCACAUCCGGUUUAAGAUUAUGACGAGUGUGAUUCUGUUGGAUGAAAAUCGUAUUAAAGUAGAACGUUUGCACUGAUCGACCACAUUGUCUUAUAUACGACAGGUCGCGUUUCUCAUCGGACUGUCGAGUAAUAUUCUAAUGUUUACAUCUUUAGAAAAAGAGAAAAGCAAUAUUUCCACAACAGAAUGCCUUCUGUUCUUUUCUUUUUUGCAUCCAUACGUCUAAUUUUGUCGACUGACCUUGUGAAUUUCUUUUUGCUAUAAUUUAAACUUGUCUUUUAUUGCAAUGAAAAAUCUAUGGAGACGAUAUUGAACAGACCAGUUAUUAUAUAUAUAUAUACCAUCAAGCUUGAUUUUGCUACCCAUGUUUUUUUUGUAAUUAAGUGUAAACAAAAUUUGAUGUAUUAUUCCUAACAUUAUAUAUCCGAGUGCUAUAAUCACACGUUUCCUGCGGCCAGACCAAAUAUUUCAGCACUGUCAGAGAAUCUCAUCAUCAAAUCAAUCAAUCAAUCAAUCAAUAUCGGUACGUUAUGCAGCACUUCCUGGUUCCUGCACCAGGUUGUACUUUGCAUUUCCUUCUAGUUUUUCCACAGCAACAGUUUUGUGCAUCAGUAUUAUUAGCAUAGAGUAUUAUUUUUGGCAGAAUUAUUACGAUAAAUACAUUUGACUGGUACAAGAUUGAAUUAUUAGGGUUGAAAAUUACAGUUUCAAAAUUAAAGCUGGUGAAUUUUAUAACUGUCUAGAAUCAAUUCUCUCAGAGUUCCUUUGUUCCCCCUCUUCCUGUCCCUCUCAAUUUUCCGGGGAGUCAUAUAAAAGGUCAUUUCUUUCCUGCCUUGUUAAUAAGUCAAACAUGAAUGUUUUAUUUUAAUAUUUUUGCAGUAAGCAGAAAGAAAAUGUAUAAAGUGUUUACACAUAUCAGCAUUGAUUUGAUUCUGUUUUGGUGCGAGAGAGAAAAUAAUGAUGUUCAUUACCAUUGUAAUAUAAGAUAAUUCUAUAUUUUUGGAGCUGCCACAUAUAUAUAUGUAUAUAUAUUUUCUUUUCUUUUUUUGCCGCAUGAAACCUGACUAUCAAACGUCUCGUCUCCACCGGCCUGAGCUCAGCCUCGCUGUGGUUGCCCGGGUUCAAAGUCUUCACUGUCGGCUGAAUGAGCCGGACUGGUCCCAGUCUGUACCGGACUGGUCCCAGUCUGUACCUGACUGGUCCCAGGUUGUACCUGACUGGUCCCAUUCUGUACCUGACUGGUCCCAUUCUGUACCGGACUGGUCCCAGUCUGUACCGGACUGGUCCCAGGUUGUACCUGACUGGUCCCAGUCUGUACCUGACUGGUCCCAGGUUGUACCGGACUGGUCCCAGUCUGUACCUGACGGAACUAAAACUGGACCCAGCUGAGCUCAGCCGCGCCAACGGAGACGAGGCACUUUUGCCCUUAUGCAAGCCGGUCAUGUACACCGCCUGCUUUGGUUUCACCAGUUUGGUUCCUUUUAUUUAAUUGUAUGAAAAUGCCUUCUUUUGGAUCAAUAAAAAGUUUUAGUUUUU